UAUGCAAUUUCUUUGAUACUGAUGAGAAAGAAGGGGAUUAUCACUUCUGGCAUUUUUUUCCUAUUCUGGUUUUUCUUGAGUAUAGGAACUGGUGCCUCAUUUUAUACUGCAUUGCAAAAGACUUUCAAUUCAGCUUUUCCCUAUGAUGAAGAAUAUGAAAAUUUUCAGUACUCAACAAUAGUUCUAUAUUUUACAUUGUCCUUUACUCAGUUUUUCUUGAAUUGUUUCUCAGAUAGAAGAGUCAAUCCUGAUGAUAUUCCUAAAAGAGAAAGUCCUGAAGAAAGAGCUUCUUUCCUGUCAAAGAUCACAUUUUGGUGGUUUAAUCCAUUAGCUAUAUUAGGAUAUAAGAAACCUCUAGCAUCAGCAGACAUGUGGGAAUUGAGUGAAAUUAACCAGUCUGAGUACCUACAAGCCUUGUUUGAAAAAUAUUGGCAACCUCUAGUAAAUACUUUAAGCAAUCAUCGUCACAAACUCAAAAAUCAGCUGUCUAGGAGAUAUUCUAGGAAGGAUGGAGAACUGCAUGCAGACUCUGUUGAGGUUGUAAUAUCUCCAAGUGAUAUUGAAAAAGACAUUUCUAAAUUGAGUAUAUUGAAGCCUAUUCUGAAAAGCUUUGGUUGUGAACUGUUCAUUGCUGGGCUGUUAAAAUUUGGAGCCAGUACCAUUACUUUUGUUAAUCCUAUUUUACUAGAUUUGCUUAUUGCAUUUGUUGGAACCAAUGAACCAUUUUGGAAAGGAUUGAGCUAUGCUGCGGGUAUGUUUUUUGCAGCGAUGCUUGAAUCUUUUCUAAAUAGUCAGUAUGAGUAUCGCAUAUAUGUGAUUGCAAUGCGCAUACGUUCCUGCAUUAUUUCUGUUGUGUAUAAAAAAGCUCUUGUACUCUCAAACGCUGCAAGAAAGAACUUUACGGUUGGGGAAAUAGUAAAUCUCAUGUCUGUUGAUACACAGAGAGUCAUGGAUUAUGUUCAAUUGGUGAAUCUGUUAUGGUCAGCUCCCCUUCAAAUUGUUAUUGCUGUGUAUCUAUUGUGGCAACAGUUGGGUUAUGCAACACUUGGAGGACUAGGUGUGAUGAUUUUAAUGAUUCCUCUCAAUGCUGUUAUCAGCGUUCUCAUUCGAAAAUUUCAGGUUCUUCUCAUGAGAGACAAAGAUAAAAGAACUAAACUAAUGAAUGAAGUUUUAAAUGGCAUCAAAGUUUUGAAAUUGUAUGCAUGGGAAAAUUCAUUUAUAAAAGAAGUAUUGAAUGUAAGAAAUUCAGAAGUAAAAAGUCUCAGAAGCCAGGCCUAUUUAAAUGCAGCUAUAACUUUCGUAUUUACUUCAGCUCCUUUUCUUAUUGCAUUAGCUAGUUUUGCUACCUAUGUACUUAUGGAUUCUAACAAUGUACUAGAUGCCAACAAGGCUUUCGUAUCUCUGUCUUUGUUCAACAUUCUUAGAAUUCCUACUGCACUUCUUCCUAUGAUAGUAACUUACACUGCUAUGUUUGUUGUUGCCUUAAAGCGCAUAAAUAAAUAUCUACAAAGUGAUGAACUAGAUCUUGACGUUGUGAAACAUGAUCCCUCUGAAAAAGAUCCUGUGGUCAUUGAAAAUGGGAACUUUUCCUGGACAAAAGAUGAGCCUCCUGUGUUGACUGAUUUGAAUUUCGUUGCAAAAGAAGGAUCCUUGGUUGCAGUUGUUGGACAAGUUGGAUCAGGAAAAUCAUCUUUACUUUCUGCAUUGCUGGGAGAUAUGGUUAAGUGGUCUGGAAAAGUCAAUGUAAAAGGAUCUGUUGCAUACGUUCCCCAACAAGCAUGGAUACAGAAUGCUACCUUAAGAAAGAAUGUACUAUUUACUAAGCCUUUCGAGUCUAAGAGGUAUGAAAGUGUUUUAGAUGCAUGUGCUUUAACACCAGAUCUGGAGAUUUUGCCUGGAGGUGAUCAAACUGAAAUUGGAGAGAAGGGUAUAAAUCUUAGUGGUGGACAGAAACAAAGAGUUAGUCUUGCCAGGGCUGUGUACAAUGAUGCUGAUAUAUAUUAUUUGGAUGAUCCUUUGAGUGCGGUUGAUGCUCAUGUUGGAAAGCAUAUUUUUGAAAGAGUAAUUGGGCCUCAAGGUUUGCUGAAAAAGAAAACUAGGAUUUUGGUUACACAUAGAAUAAGUGUUCUCCCUGAAGUUAACAGCAUAGUAGUUCUUCAAGAUGGCAAAGUGACGGAAACGGGAUCUUACCAUGAACUUCUUGCUAAAAAAGGUGCUUUUGCCGACUUCCUUAUUCAGUACCUUCAGGAAAAUGCAAGCGAAGUAUCCGAAUCGGUUCUUCCUGACGAGUUAAAUUUAAUUCAGGAAAUUGCAGCUAGUGUUGGAGCACCUCCAGAAAUUGCUAGGCAGUUAUCUAAAUUAAGUGAUCCUGAAAGUGAAACUGACAGAGAUUCUAAACGAGCUACGUCACCAACUACUCCUGAAGGUGGUGAAGGUAUUCGGAAAAGAACACCAAGCGUCAGGAAUUCUGUUAGCAAAGAAGAUGUUCGUAAACGUGAUUCUAUCAAGGAAGUUCAGUUAAGCAAAGGGAGCAAACUAACUGAAAAGGAAACAAUGGAAGUUGGAUCAGUAAAAAGCUCUGUGUAUUUGGACUAUAUUAGAGCACUAGGCUACUGGACUGCUUUUGGGAUUGUUAUUUGCUAUGCCAUUUCUACAGCAUUCAACCUUGGUUCCAGUUUAUGGCUGACUGCUUGGAGUGAUGACUCUUUAGAUCGUUCCAAUGCAAAAGAUAUAAAUUUACGAAAUCUGCGACUUGGGGUGUAUGGUGGAUUAGGUGGGGCUGAAACUUUGUUUACCUUAAUAACAGCAGUAUCAUUGAACUUGGCAUGCUUAAAGGCAGCAACUAUGCUUCAUGAUGGAAUGCUAUGUCAUAUUAUGCAUGCACCUAUGUCCUUUUUUGAUACAACACCCCUGGGAAGAAUCUUGAACAGAUUUUCAAAAGACAUAGAUACAGCUGACAUGACUAUUCGCUUCAAUAUGCGGAUGCUUCUAAUCCAGUCUUUCAGAGCUUUAUCAACUGUUAUAAUUAUCUCCAUGGAGACCCCAUUUUUUAUUGUGAUAUGCUUGCCCUUGGCUGUUCUGUACUAUUUCUUGCAGAAAUUUUAUAUACCUACAUCGCGGCAGCUGAAAAGACUUGAAUCUACAACACGUUCUCCCAUUUAUUCUCAUUUCUCGGAAACUGUUACUGGUGCUUCUUGCAUAAGAGCUUAUGGAGCCCAAAAAAUAUUUAUGUGCCAAUCCAAUGAGCUUGUUGAUGGUAAUAAUGAAACAUACUACCCCAGUUUAGGAGCAAGCAGGUGGCUUUCUAUUCGUCUUGAGUUUCUAGGAUAUACUAUAGUAUUCUUGGCUGCAUUGUUUGCUGUUCUUGCCCAAGAUACAGUAACCCCCGGAGUUGCAGGUCUUUCCGUCAGUUAUGCUUUAAUGAUAACUCAAAUUCUGAAUAUGCUUGUGAGGGCUACAGCUGAUGUCGAAACAAAUAUAGUUGCUGUUGAACGAUGCUUAGAAUAUACCAAAACUCCAACAGAGGCGGAAUGGACAAAUGAAAAGACCAAGCCAGACCCAUCAUGGCCUACUGAUGGAGCAAUAAAAUUUGAUUCUUAUUCCACACGUUAUAGAGAAGGUUUAGAACUAGUUCUUAGAGGCAUAUCUUGUAAUAUUAAUCCAAACGAGAGAUGUGGCAUUGUGGGUAGAACAGGUGCUGGAAAGUCAUCGCUUACUCUUGCCUUAUUUCGCAUAAUUGAAGCUGCUGGUGGUAAAAUAUUGAUUGAUGGACUCGAGAUUUCUAAGUUGGGUCUGCAUGAGCUUCGUUCUAAGCUCACAAUUAUUCCACAGGAUCCAGUCCUUUUUACCGGCUCACUACGAAUGAAUUUGGAUCCAUUCCAAACAUAUUCUGAUGAUGCACUAUGGCUAGCUUUAGAACAAGCUCAUUUAAAAAAGUUUGUCUUGACAUUAGAAAAAGGUUUAGACCAUGUAAUAAGUGAAGGUGGUGAAAAUUUAAGCGUUGGUCAAAGGCAGUUGGUGUGUUUGGCCAGGGCCUUGCUGAGGAAAUCUAAAGUUUUAGUUCUUGAUGAAGCUACAGCAGCGGUAGAUGUUGAAACAGAUGAUCUCAUACAGUCUACAAUUCGUACAGAGUUUAGUGAUUGCACUGUUUUGACUAUUGCUCAUAGAUUAAAUACAAUUUUAGAUUAUAAUAAGUAA
Messenger RNA from Uloborus diversus, 4197 nucleotides. Its product is annotated as multidrug resistance-associated protein 1-like. Gene Ontology annotation, cellular component: membrane. The coding region runs from base 22 to 4197 and encodes 1391 amino acids. Gene Ontology annotation, biological process: transmembrane transport. The transcript has 24 exons. Lineage: Eukaryota; Metazoa; Arthropoda; Arachnida; Araneae; Uloboridae. Gene Ontology annotation, molecular function: ATP binding; ATP hydrolysis activity; ABC-type transporter activity. The record is from RefSeq and is a predicted model, not a curated record.